GGGCGCAUCGGGAGGGUUGCCGCCGGUCCGUCACACCGUCGCCAUGGACCGCCGGUCUUCGGUCGCCGAUUGCCUCCGGGACUGGGAGGAGCUGCAGGACGGCUUCCAGCUCGUGCAGGAAACUCAAAAGCAAUACAAACAGAAGCUGGAAGAGCUGACAAAGCUCCAAAGCAACAUCUCCAGCUCCAUUUCACGACAGAAAAAGCAACUAAAGGAGCUCUCUCUGGCUCUUAAGAAGUACAAGUCUCUCCCUGACAAGGAGCAGGACGAGGAUGCUCUCGAAGAACUGCAAAACAUGAUCAAAGAGAGACAGGAUGUCUUUUUUGAAAUGGAAGCAUACUUGCCAAAGAAGAAUGGGUUGUACCUGAAUCUGGUGCUGGGAAAUGUGAACGUCACUCUGCUGAGCAAACAAGCCAAGUUUGCAUAUAAGGAUGAGUACGAGAAGUUCAAGCUUUAUCUCACCAUCAUUUUGCUCAUUGUCUCCUUCACCUGCCGCUUCCUCCUUAACUCCAGGGUAACUGAUGCUGUCUUCAAUUUUCUCCUGGUCUGGUAUUACUGCACACUGACAAUUCGAGAGAGCAUCUUGAUCAACAAUGGUUCUAAGAUUAAAGGCUGGUGGGUGCUUCAUCACUACAUUUCCACCUUCCUCUCAGGUGUCAUGCUGACUUGGCCAGAUGGCCUUAUGUACCAGAAGUUCAGAAACCAGUUCCUCACAUUCUCCAUGUAUCAGAGCUUUGUCCAGUUUCUUCAAUAUUAUUACCAGAGUGGUUGCCUGUACCGGCUGAGAGCUCUGGGUGAACGACACACCAUGGAUCUCACUGUGGAAGGUUUCCAGUCCUGGAUGUGGAGAGGCCUCACUUUCCUGCUUCCGUUCCUCUUCUUCGGCCAAUUCUGGCAACUGUUCAAUGCUGUCACACUCUUCCAACUAGCCAGCCAUCCAGAAUGCAAAGAAUGGCAGGUCCUGAUGUGCGCCUUUCCCUUCCUCACCCUCUUUGUUGGCAACUUCUUCACCACAUUACGAGUUGUUCACCAGAAAUUCCAGAAGACCAAGAAGGAAUGAGCCUUCAAGUGCCUCUCCCCCUUCCUGGUUAUCACUGUUGGAGGGAACGCUACUACUCUGCUGACCGAAGGAUCCACAGUACGCUGGGUGUUCUCCUCUUCCUCCUGCCUCCCUGUGAUUCUCUUGCAUACAGAUGUCAAUGAAACCACGUCUGAAUAGUGCUUCUACCCCUAGCGUGGGGCCUUGAGGCCUUCCUGCUGCCAAAAGGAACUCUGGACUUAAUCAGGUGUGAGAUUCAAGGAUUAGGGUAAAGUACUAUAUGAGGAACUCAAGUGACUCUUGGAUACAACUCCCAGCUGACACCUGCAUGGUUUUUGUACCCUUCCUCCAAAGCAGGGGGCUGUCUGCCCAAACUGAGUCACAGGAAAAGGAAGGGAGCAGGUUCAGCCUAGGCCAUCUAAUGUUUAUUACUGAGGACAUUAACUGUAUUAUUGGAAGCAGAUUAUAUGGGCAAAGAGUGUUCUCACUAUUUCUGCUGGGUUGAUUUUUUCCUCCCCAUCUCCAGAAAUGUUCCCCUAUCCUAGAUUUCUUCCUUACUAUGAGUGGAGGGGACAGUUUCUCAGCUACACCUUCAAUACAGAGCCUGAUUUCCCUC
Messenger RNA from Protobothrops mucrosquamatus (brown spotted pit viper), 1655 nucleotides. It is a transcript of the gene TMEM120A, whose product is annotated as transmembrane protein 120A. Gene Ontology annotation, biological process: fat cell differentiation. Gene Ontology annotation, cellular component: membrane. NCBI's taxonomy places the organism in Eukaryota, Metazoa, Chordata, Lepidosauria, Squamata, Viperidae. The transcript is spliced from 12 exons. Bases 44 to 1060 code for a protein of 338 amino acids. The record is from RefSeq and is a predicted model, not a curated record.